AUGAAAAAGUUCUUUCGCAGUGCAUUCUCACCAAAAUAUUUGUUGGUAACUAACACAGUUUCUUGCACAUCUUUAUUGGCAGUUGGUGAUCUUCUACAACAAUAUCUUCAUGGAGAAUGGGACAUUAAAAAUGGAAAACCAUUCGAUGGUUGGAGAACUUUUCGCUUUUCCGUAUUGGGUGUCGUUAUUGGUCCUGCGAAUCAUUACUGGUUUAAGUUCCUAGAUUCUUAUUUUGUUCAUGGACGAAAAUCUGCAAUUGUUGCCAAAAAAGUUAUUUCUGAUCUCGCAAUUGCUCCGCUUGAUUGCGUAAUGAUGACCCCCACACAGGCAUUCAACUUUUGGGUAUUGCCUCCAGCUUUCAGAGUGGUUUACACUUGUGGUGUCCUGAUAAUAUACGACUGCAUUCUAUCCCACAUCAAGCAUAACGAGAAAUGA
Molecule: messenger RNA, 435 nt
Organism: Enterobius vermicularis (human pinworm)
Lineage: Eukaryota; Metazoa; Nematoda; Chromadorea; Rhabditida; Oxyuridae
Source: the annotation of a GenBank genome assembly